UCUCUGUUGCAGCUAUGGUCAACAUGCUGCUGAGGUUUCUUUUAGUUCUGGCAAUAAUUAGUGGAACUUCGUUUGCAGUGAAAGAACAGCAGAAGAGCCUCUUGAAAGACUUAGAAGGCAAGCACUGUCGUGCCUGGCAGAAAAACAGUGAAUGCAACGUGCAGGUUCUGCAAUACACGACACACUUUGUUGAUGCCUUGUGCUGUCUGGUUGAUAAUGCGAGUGGCAAGAAACACUUCUGGUCUCAACUGGCUCACAUUCUUCAUCAACUAGAUGAUAAAUUAGAAGAUGGUGAAUCAGAAUUAACACGAAAAGCAUUUGCCGAAGCUAAGACACAAGAUGGUGUUGUGCCAUCGGUAAUCAGAGAAUGGAAUUUUCUUGGCCCAUUUCCGAUCGGUAAGAUGGAAGUUGACGGUGAUCCGGUUUCAGGGUUGGGUGGAGCAUACCGCGCAUACAAAGAAUCACUAGGAAAGCAUCAUGUAUACAGAUCCGAACUGACGUCUAAUGCCAGUCUGACGUGGAUCAAAUUGAAAGCUGAAAAGUCCGGUGAAGUGCAUGUAUCGCCGAUUAUCGACUGGAGAGAUCUCGUAUCGUCUCUCGGUUCUACAGGCAUUAUGGAAUGGCAGGGUUGGUCUGUGGGCGAAUUUUAUGUGAACCAGAAAGCAGUGGUGUUGGUUCGGUGUUUAGGUGUUCACACUAUCUACAUUGACGACUACAUUCUUGCUGCUGAUAUCUAUAGACGAGAUUGGUUUUGGUUUUCUAUUCAUCUGUCAGUUGGUCUACAUGUAUUGUCAAUCAGACUGCGAACGAAAGUUCAACUGACCUAUCAAUGUCACUUGAAACAAUCGGGGAAUUUGCGAUUUGAACUUCACCAGCCACACUAUGUACCUGAUAUUGUCGAGGGGCAACUCGUCUCUUCGUACGUGGCACUGCCAGUUGUCAAUCAUGCAUUAGAGAAAGGUCUGAAAGAUAUUCGAGUUACCGUCAUUGAGCAGACGGGUGCUCCAUCGAUAUCUGUUUCUUUGGCAACUAAUCGUUUGAUGAUUCCCGUUGCUAGAGGUCAGGUUAGUUUUCUUCCCUUGCUACUGGAGUCUCAGUCGACGUCAGGAAAGAAGGGCAAAUGCCAGGAUGUAAAAUUGAGUCUCAAACUAUCAGCUAGCUCUGCUCACUCGCAACAAAUAGAUAUCAAGCUUCGAUGUCGAAGCAAGAAAGAAUCGUUUCUGUUUACGUUUGAGGAUCACGAUGGAUCAAUUCAACAUGCAGCUGCCAUCGCCCCAAAGAAAAAGUGCCCAUCAAGUGGCUGUCCUGUAGUACUAACUCUUCAUGGAACUGGUGUUCCACCUCAGAACCAAGCUGAUAGCUACAAACGAAUGAAAGAGAAAAACUGGGUUUUUGGUCUUGACACAGCUUGGGUGCUGGCGCCAACACGUCACGGUGCUCAUAACUGGGAAGGUCCGGGAAUGCUAACAUCAAUCACAGCAUUAAAGCAACUCUCUGAAAUAUCUCGCAAGAUGUCUUGGACUCCUGACGUUGCUUGGACGAAAGUUGUAUUUGCAGGCCAUUCGAUGGGUGGCCAUGGAGCAUGGCACCUAGCAACUCAUCAUCCCGACUCCGCUUUGGCUGUAAUAUCAGCAGCAGGAUGGAUUGCCAAGGAAGAAUACGGCGACUCAAAUUUAUUUUUCUGUCAUGAUGUCAGUGUCAGCUUUACUGAUCCUGCCUUGAAAGCAAUAUUAGAGGCGUGUGUGGCAGAGAAUAUGGCUGAUCAUCAUGUGUCCAAUCUUCGGGGUGUUCCUGUCUUGGCAAGGGUCGGUGCUGUUGACAGAACGGUUCAUCCUUAUUAUGGAAGACGGAUGUAUCGUUUGCUGGAGCAGGCCGGAGUCAAUGUGUCAUAUGCAGAGUUGCCUGGGAAAGAACACUGGUGGUGGGACACUUGGAGUGAGAACGACGGUGGCGUCAACAGUGAUCCUGUAGUCAGAAAGUUUGUCGAAUACUUUACUGUACCACAUAAAGAUGGCUGGCAGAAUAGGCAAUGUUAUAAAAACAAAGACUGUGUGACGGAUAGUCGGGAGUCAAAGUAUAGUGGCAGUGCUGGUGCAUUGUUUGCUUCAGAGACUAGCCGGUUGGCGGGUCAGUAUACUCUGUCUGUCUUCAAUCCUGCGUCGCAUAAAGGAUUACGAGGAGUUCAAGUGAUUUUGCAGCUUAUUCCAAUGCGGAAGUCCAAGGUGCAGAUUGAUAUUCGGGAAGAAUCGGCUGUAUUGCACACAUCAAAUGUUAAGAUGCUGCAGCUACAACCACCCGAUGUGGCUCCUAUAUAUUGGCAAAGUAUGCAAGACGUAACGAUUGAUGGUAUGCAUUUACCCAACUUGACCUCUGAUUCAGAGGACUCGCUCAGUCUCUAUCGGAAUGAUGAUGGUUCAUGGGAAAAGGUCUCAAGCUCUCUUGCCAUUCUCGCAUUGAGCCGAUAUGGUCCAGCACGACGCGUUGCCGAAUCUCCCUUUCUCAUCGUCGUCGGAAAGGACACAACUGUUAUGCACAUGGCUCUCUACAUCGCCAACCUAUUCCAUUUGACUUCAGACACUCUUGCACCAAUCGUAACAGACAGUGACAUAGAGCCACUACAAGAUCAAUACAAUCUAAUUAUUCUCGGACAACCCGAAGAAAAUACUCUCAUUCAAAGUUCCCUUCUUACAACACCCAUUUCUUACGAGAACAAAGGUUUUAGACUCGGACGUUGCCAUUUCUCUUCCAACCAUACGGGUGUGGCUGCUAUUGGAUUCCACUCACAACAUCACCAAACUCUGAUUUUGACCGGCAAUUCAGCAGAGGCGCUCAAAGACAUCGUCCAUCUUGCCACACCAACGAUCCCACCCAUGACCAGAUCACCAUUUUCAAACCUCAUUCCCGACUUCGUUAUUACCGGUCACGACUUCAAAGCCUUUGGUACUGGUGGCUAUCUGUGUGCAGGCUUUUGGGACCAGCAGAUACGAGAUGCUCAACUUCAUACAGUGAUUAACAAACAGAGCAUUUCGUGCGCUUGUUAGAUCAUUUCAAGUAGUCAGUUACAAAACAACAUCACAUCAAUUGAAGUAAAUUAAAACAAUCAGCGGCCAUCAAGUAGCUUCUAAGAAAUAAUAGGCAACAGGGCAGUGUCUGUUCAUACAGACGU
Messenger RNA from Corticium candelabrum, 3166 nucleotides. RefSeq lists its product as uncharacterized. The record is from RefSeq and is a predicted model, not a curated record. The coding region runs from base 15 to 3041 and encodes 1008 amino acids. Lineage: Eukaryota; Metazoa; Porifera; Homoscleromorpha; Homosclerophorida; Plakinidae. The transcript is spliced from 30 exons.